Messenger RNA from Penicillium robsamsonii, 225 nucleotides. RefSeq lists its product as uncharacterized. The record is from RefSeq and is a predicted model, not a curated record. The coding region runs from base 1 to 225 and encodes 74 amino acids. The transcript has a single exon. Lineage: Eukaryota; Fungi; Ascomycota; Eurotiomycetes; Eurotiales; Aspergillaceae.
AUGUCUUCAUCAUGCGACAAUUUGCGUUUCGUCGAUCCCGCUCACAGGAGCCACUUCCUGAGUAACAGCGUCACUAAUCAUCGAAGCAGUAUCCCGGUCUUCCUCGGUUCCGAAAUGAUGCGAACAUCAUCCUCCAAGGCUGCCAACACCCUUGCCGGGGCCUUGCGCCCCUGCAGCGAAAUAUGCAUCCGAUCAUACACCAAGAAACAUGUUCCACUCCAGUAA